AUGGCUGUUGAAUUAGGUUUAGCAACAUGCAUCACAUUAUUACAAUACUCCAUAGAAUUAGCUGAACAAGUAAAAGCUAAUAAACAAUUGUGCGCUGAACUGGUCGCCGACUUGGCCAUCAUUGAAAGUAUCCUUUCAUCAUUGGAUCAACAAGAAAAAGAACGAGCAAAGAGACAUCAUUUGAAUCUUGUGUUAAAAAAGUUACGAGCAUUGACUAAUCAAACGGUAGUCUUAUUUGAACGAAGUAAAAGUGGACGGAAGCGCAUCAAAAUUAAGAACUUUUUUCAAGCAAUGCCAAUUCAGAAUGAGUUGAGAAGAUUAAAAGGAGAAGUUCCCUCGGUGAUCGGUAUGCUAUGCUUAGUUUUUCAUAUUAAACAGCAAUCUGAACGCUUUCGAAGUCUUGGCUUAACUGAACAGCAAUCAUUGGAUGAAUCUGUAUUUGAUACAUUGGAAGAUAUUGAAUCGAAUGAAGAGUAUUAUAUCGUGGAUGAUAACGAUGAUUAA
Messenger RNA from Rotaria socialis, 504 nucleotides. Lineage: Eukaryota; Metazoa; Rotifera; Eurotatoria; Philodinida; Philodinidae. The record is from the annotation of a GenBank genome assembly.